AUUCAUUGAAUCCCAUUGCCAUAUAUUUUGCGUGUUUAUUUUUGUAAUUUAAUUGUUUUGUAAAUUUUUAAGGACUAGUGAAUUAUGAACUAUUACAUUGUCAAGUAAUCUGUAUUUGUCACUUUGAAAAGUCGAUUGCAUUACGAUUAACGAAACAAUUAUAAAGACAUAAUGGAUGCUCAAGACCAAAUGGAGCUGAAAUACAGUGCAGGAGGAGAAGUUGGAGGCCUGGAAUUGUGUAUAGUCUGUGGAGACAGAGCUUCUGGAAGACAUUACGGAGCAAUAAGCUGUGAAGGUUGUAAAGGCUUCUUCAAGCGUUCUAUUCGCAAGAAGCUAGGCUAUCAGUGCAGAGGCAGCAUGAACUGUGAAGUUACCAAACACCACCGCAACCGCUGUCAAUACUGUCGUUUACAGAAAUGUCUCGCAUGUGGCAUGCGGAGUGACUCGGUCCAACACGAGAGGAAGCCGAUAGUGGACAAAGCGAAAGGUGAGGCGCGCGAGGCGCUGCAUGAGCGCCCCGGGGCCGUGUACUCCAAGCUGCUGGGUCUCGCGGGUCAGACGCAGACCGGACAGAUAAAUCCAAAAGAGGAGCCGAGUGAGUUCGGCUCUGUAUCACCAGCUCCAGCACUCAACUUCGCGUUAGCUGCAGCAGUGGCGUUCAACAAGAGCGCACCCGUGCCCUACCUGCCGGCAGGGGAUGAUGCCCGCAGGCACCUCAUGCUGCAGACACAGCUCGCUAAGAACCUCUUCAAGAUGGGACAGUUUGGUGCAAUAAACGAGUACUUACAGUCAGCUUAUGGCGCGACACCAGAGACACCGCUGGCUGCAUUGCACGCUGCAGACAACCAACAACCUGAAGGUGGUGGUGUUGAGGCGGGCAUCCUGAGUACUGCGGAGUCACAGCGGCUGACACUGUCGCUGCCGGCUGGCGCUCCGCCCCCGCUGCGCCUGCACGCGGCAUGUGAAGCUGGUGCACGUCUGCUGCACGCGCUCGCACGCUGGACCCUCGCCGUGCCUGCUGCUGCAGCAUUGCCAUUCGAGAUCCAAGCGACAUUACUGCGUAAAUGCUGGCCGGAGUUAUUCGUGCUGGGUCUGUCGCGGUGCAGCAACGCGCUGCAGCUGCCGGCCCUGCUGCCGCAUCUCGCAGCUCAUCUGCAGCGGGAACUGCGAGCUCGACGUGACAACCAACAUCUACAUCAUGCCAGAGAUGCAAGAGCUGAGUUAACAAUAGCUGACUACUCCGAGGAGCGCAUAGCGGAGGUGAGCGCGCUGCUCUCCCGCCUGCACCAGCAGCUCGCCGCACUCGACCUGCUGCGGCUGACGGAGCGCGAGCACGCACAUCUCCGCGCACUCUGUCUAUUCUCACCUGAUGGUGUACCAGAAUUCCUGACCCGCAAACUUCAAGACUACCAGGGCAAAGUGCUCCGUUCUCUCCGCACCAACACUGAUGAGGAGCGCGUGGCCACGUUGCUGCUGCAGCUGCCACCACUCCGCAGCUUCACACCCACAUUCAUUGAAGACGUAUUCUUCGUCGGCUUCGUCGGUGAUGUCUCCAUUGAUGAAGUUAUACCAUAUCUGUUGAAUGCUGAACGCUGAAGAAGACCUAGUGUUAUGGAAUGAUCGGAAAUAAUUAUAAUUAUGUUAUUUUAAAAUAUUAAUCUAAUUUUAAAACCAAAAAAUUCCGACUGACUGAAUA
Messenger RNA from Papilio xuthus (Asian swallowtail), 1696 nucleotides. It is a transcript of the gene nhr, whose product is annotated as nuclear orphan receptor. Lineage: Eukaryota; Metazoa; Arthropoda; Insecta; Lepidoptera; Papilionidae. Gene Ontology annotation, molecular function: DNA-binding transcription factor activity; sequence-specific DNA binding; zinc ion binding. The transcript is spliced from 10 exons. Bases 172 to 1596 code for a protein of 474 amino acids. The record is from RefSeq and is a predicted model, not a curated record. Gene Ontology annotation, biological process: regulation of DNA-templated transcription.